GUUAUCUUAUCAUGAAAUUUAACUGUUAUACUAUGUUGCAGAAUAUUGAGGAGAUCAGGAAUAAUCAUAAGGCCAAAGUUCCUUGCUUUGAUUUUGAGAGUUUUGGUCGAAAUGGAUUUGAAGAACUUCAAGUUUCUGAAGAUUGUGGGGUGGUGAUUUUUGAAGGGGUAUAUACAUUGCAUCCUGUUAUAAGGAAGUCACUUGACCUAUGGAUUGCUGUUGUUGGUGGAGUCCAUUCACAUCUUAUUGCAAGAGUUCAGAGAGACAAAAGUCGUGUUGGCUGCUCCAUCUCUCAGAAUGAAAUUAUGACUACAGUGUUUCCCAUGUUUCAGCAGCACAUUGAACCACAUCUUGUCCAUGCACAUCUCAAGAUUCGAAAUGAUUUUGAUCCAGUGCUCUCUCCGGAAAGUUCAUUAUUUGUACUGAAAAGCAACAAGAAGGUGGCCUACCAAGAAAUAAUGAGAGUGCUUGAUCCCGGAAAAGUGUGUAGUUCUGUCCAGAACUUCACAGAUAUAUACUUACGGCUCCCUGGAACACCUUCAAGUAGACAGCUAACAGAGAGUGAGUGCAUACGUGUUAGAAUAUGUGAAGGAAGAUUUGCAUUGUUGAUACGUGAGCCUAUAAGGGAAGGGAACUUUAUUGUACAACCAAAAGUGGAUUUUGAUAUCAGUGCUAGUACUGUUGCAGGGCUUCUUAAGCUUGGUUACCAAGCUGUGGCAUAUAUUGAAGCUUCUGCAUUGAUAUACCAGGAUGGAAAGAUUCUUAUAGAGGUUGAUCAUCUACAAGCUGUUCCUGAUCCUUACCUUCAAAUCAAAGGAACAAACAAGGAAAUAGUUGCUGCCGCUGCAUCUAUUCUUAGUUUGGAUGGUUCAUACACGACGAAGAGCUAUCUUCAGAUUAUUCUUGAGAGCUUGCAACCAGUUGAAAGAGGAUCAAAUGGCAUUCAUAAUCAGCAAGCUGCCAGACUCCAGGAACUUGUGGAGUUUAUUCAAUCUCAAGGUGGAAAUUUGAGUAUAGAAUCAAGGGUCAUCAGAGAAGUUUCACAGGCAGAUGGGGUACUUGAAGACAUGCAAAGUAGGAUUAGGAAGCUUGAGAGAUGGAAUACAAUUAACAUGGUUCUGUGGACUAUCUUAACAUCUGCGCUUGUUGGUUAUUCACUUUACCGGAGAAAACGUCACUGAAUAGCCCCUGUUGACUAACCCAACACAGUACAGUAUGUCCUUACUUGAUCCGCCAACCUAUUUGCACUUAUGAUGAGUCAACAUUCUUGAGGGUUCCCAUGCUCUCGUGUUGUUUUUGUCAGUGUUGUAGUAAGCAUAUGACCGCUCUGAUAAAUUCUUUGUGACAUCAUGCAUUCAUCCUGGACUGCUGCAAGGCCAGAGAGAAAUUAUAGUGAUAGCACAGCAGCAGUGAGUACAGCACAAGAAAUACAGUCGAGUACGAUGGUAUUUAAGAAUAUAUUUCCAACUCAUUGUUUAUAAGCUAUUGUGACUAAGAUUCGAGGAAAAAGAGGGAAAACUCUGUAGUAUCCACUGUAAUAUAGACUUAACGUUCAGUGAAUGCUAUUAUGUUAACUAACAUUAAUGAAAAUAAGAAAGAAUAUCGUAUACUUAUAUGCA
Messenger RNA from Ananas comosus (pineapple), 1619 nucleotides. RefSeq names its product uridine-cytidine kinase C-like. Gene Ontology annotation, cellular component: cytoplasm. Gene Ontology annotation, molecular function: kinase activity; ATP binding. Bases 12 to 1181 code for a protein of 389 amino acids. NCBI's taxonomy places the organism in Eukaryota, Viridiplantae, Streptophyta, Magnoliopsida, Poales, Bromeliaceae. The transcript has 12 exons. The record is from RefSeq and is a predicted model, not a curated record.